This is a messenger RNA of Melanotaenia boesemani (Boeseman's rainbowfish), 5296 nucleotides long. It is a transcript of the gene atrnl1a, whose product is annotated as attractin-like 1a. Gene Ontology annotation, molecular function: protein binding. Gene Ontology annotation, cellular component: Golgi apparatus. Lineage: Eukaryota; Metazoa; Chordata; Actinopteri; Atheriniformes; Melanotaeniidae. The coding region runs from base 45 to 4271 and encodes 1408 amino acids. The transcript has 30 exons. The record is from RefSeq and is a predicted model, not a curated record.
UGUACGCAGCCUCUGAAAGAAAAAACACACACUUCGCUUCUAUCAUGGAUGAUGUCAUAGGGUCACAUCCGUGUACCUGGAGCAAACCGAAAAGAAACGAUCAGGAAGUGUGGAAAACUUGUGUGGGAAUACUGAUGGUUCUUCACCUGGUGUUGCACGCGGAGGCUUCAUCGGUGCCCAGAUCCUGUGAUAAAAGCUGCUUCUCAGGGAAGUGCGUGAACGGGACCUGCGUGUGUGACCACGGCUGGGUUGGAGAUCAGUGCCAGCAUUGUCAGGGAAGAUUCAAGUUAACAGACCUGUCAGGCUUUCUCACAGAUGGUCCAGUUAACUAUAAGUACAAGACUAAAUGCACUUGGCUUAUAGAGGGAUAUCCUAAUACAGCACUCCGGCUGCGCUUCAGUCACUUUGCCACAGAGUGCAGCUGGGAUCACAUGUACGUCCAUGACGGAGACUCCAUCUAUGCGCCUUUGAUUGCCGUCUUCAGUGGUCUGGUGGUCCCUGAGACCAGGGGGAGGGAAACGGUACCGGAGGUGGUGACGACGUCGGGCUACGCUCUGCUCCACUUCUUCAGCGAUGCAGCCUACAACCUGACUGGUUUCAACAUCGCCUACUCGAUAAACUCUUGUCCGAACAACUGUUCAGGCCACGGCCGAUGCAGCGCCGCAAACUCGAUCACAGGUCGCGUGUACUGCGAGUGUGACAAGUAUUGGAAAGGGGAGGCCUGCGACAUUCCGUACUGCAGGGACAACUGUGGCAGUCCGGAUCACGGCUACUGCGACCUGACCGGAGAAAAGCUGUGCGUCUGCAAUGACAGCUGGCAAGGUCCAGACUGCACCCUUCCUGUUCCCUCCACUGAGGCGUACUGGGUGCUGCCCAGUGUCAAACCAUCAGCUCAGUCUCUGGGUCGAGCAUCCCAUCGGGCUCUGGUGCAUUCUAGAUUGAUGUGGGUGGUUGGAGGCUACUCCUUCAACUACUCCAGCUACCAUAUGGUCCUCAACUACAACCUGGACACCAGCACAUGGGAGGUGGUCCCCAUCAGCAGCGCCCCUCUGUAUCGAUACGGACACUCACUGGCUCUCUACCAGGAUGACAUCUACAUGUUUGGUGGGAAGCUGGAAGCAGGACCAGCUAAUAUAACCGAUGAGAUGUGGGUGUUCAACAUCCCCAGACGCACGUGGUUGCAACAGAGACCAGCCCCACCACCCCCAUACGCCCUGGAGGGCCACACGGCACAUGUUGUGAAGCAGACUGACGGUGAGCCAGUGAUGCUGACCUUCUUUGGCUAUUCGCCAAUCUACAGCUACAUCAGCAAAGUUCAGGAGUACAACAUCAGGUCGAACUCGUGGCAGGUUGUUUCUGCUCAAGGUGCAGUGGUUCAGGGAGGUUACGGCCACAGCAGCGUGUAUGAUGAGGCCAGCGGCUGUGUCUAUGUCCACGGGGGAUACAAGGCGCUCAGCAACAACAAAUACGGUCUGGUGGACCACAUGUACCGCUACCACGUUGGCACAAGAACAUGGUUGAUCCUCAGGGAGAGUGGUUUGGCACGCUACCUCCACUCAGCUGCGCUGUUAGGCAGCACAAUGCUGGUUUUUGGGGGAAACACUCACAAUGACACGUCUCUAAGCAACGGAGCAAAGUGUUUUUCUGCUGACUUCCUGGCAUACGAUAUAGCUUGUGAUGAGUGGACUGUCCUUCCCAGACCAGGACUUCACCGGGACAUUAACCGCUUUGGACACUCUGCUGUGGUUAGCAACGGCUCCAUGUACAUCUUUGGAGGUUUUGCUGGUGUGCUUCUGAACGAUGUGCUGGCCUACACCCCUCCGUCCUGCCAGGCCUUCUCAAACCCAGCUCUGUGUGCUGCUGCUGGGCCAGGCAUUCGCUGCCACUGGGUCAACAGUCGAUGUCUCACAUGGGAAUCUAAAGAACCCAACUACAUCAUUCCUGCCCCAUUUUGCCCUGGACGACCUGACAGCACUGAUGAGGAGUGUUUCCGCUUCUCAGACUGCGCAAGUUGUACCGCCAACACGCGAGGAUGUCAGUGGUGUGAGGAGAGGAAGUGUAUCCCUGCCUCAAGCAACUGCACCGUGCUUACGUUGGAGCUGGCCCAGCAGCAUGGUGGCGCUCUGUCUCUGUCUCCACCUCCAUCCAUGUUGUCUGAACAUCAGCUGAGCUUGUGGAAGCACGGAGCCCGGAGGAGGGGACAUUCGGUGAGAGACCCGUCCAGGUGCAAGCGCAGGGAGGAGCAGGAGUGUGUCAGGCUGGUCAACUGCAGGAGCUGCUCCCUCAACAUCAACUGUCAGUGGGAGACGCAGCAGCAGGAGUGUCAGGCACUGCCCGGCCAGCUGUGUGGCGAUGGCUGGCAGCAUAUCGGGGACGCCUGCCUGAGGAUCAAUUCCAGCAGAGAGAGUUACGAUAACGCCCAACACUACUGCAAAAACCUGGGAGGAAACAUUGCCUCUCUGCUCAGUGACAAUCAAGUCAACUUUGUUUUGGAAGAGCUACACAAAUAUCAGCUGCAGGACAAGAGGUUGUCUCCGUGGGUGGGCCUGAGGAAGAUUAACAUAUCAUACUGGGGCUGGGAGGAUGCAUCACCCUUCACUAACACCAGCCUGCGGUGGUUACCUGGAGAGCCCAGUGAUUCAGGCUUUUGUGCCUAUUUGGAGAGAGCACAGACAGUCGGUCUUAAAGCCAACCCCUGCACCGCCACCACCGACGGCCUGAUCUGUGAAAAACCUGCCGGGAGUCCACAGAGUCAGAGUUCUCGACCCUGUAAGACGCCCUGCGCUCUGCGCACCGGCUGUGCCAACUGCACCAGCCAGGCCAUGGAGUGCAUGUGGUGUGGAAGCACUCAGCGCUGCGUGGACUCCUCAGCGUAUGUCAUCUCCUUUCCCUACGGUCAGUGUCUGGAGUGGCAGACCCAGGACUGCGCCGCCCAAAACUGCUCGGGUCUGAGGACGUGUGCCGAGUGUCUGGAGAGAGUGGAAUGUGGUUGGUGUGGUGAUCCCAGCAACACUGGCAAGGGUGUGUGUAUGGAGGGUUCUUACCGGGGCCCCCUGAAGCCUGCAAACUCAAGACCUGGAUCCAGAGACGGGGACAGACUGCGAGACAGAGACAUGAUGGUGGAUCAGAGUUUCUGCUCCUCUGAGAGAGGCUACAACUGGGCUUUUAUCCAGUGUCCCGCGUGUCAGUGUAACGGCCACAGCAAAUGUGUGAACACCAGUGUGUGUGAGCACUGUGGGAACCUGACGGCAGGAACACACUGCCAGAGCUGCAUGCCUGGUUACUAUGGCGACCCCACCAAUGGAGGGAAGUGUAAUGCAUGCAAGUGCAACAGCCACGCCAACGUGUGCCACGUCAACACGGGAAAGUGCUUCUGCACCACCAAAGGGGUCAAGGGAGACCAGUGUCAGCUAUGUGACUCAGAAAACCGUUACCUUGGCAACCCUCUCCGAGGAACCUGUUAUUACAACUUGCUGAUCGAUUACCAGUUCACCUUCAGCCUGCUCCAGGAGGAUGACCGAUACUACACUGCCAUCAACUUCAUGGCCACACCUGAGCAGGCCAACAAGAACCUUGACAUGUCCAUCAAUGCUUCAAACAACUUCAAUCUGAACAUCACUUGGUCUUUAAGCUCAACAGCCGGCACCAUCUCUGGUGAGGAGAUGCCAAUCAUAGCAAGGACCAACAUCAAGGAGCACAGAGACAGUUUCUCGUGUGAAAAGUUCAACUUCAGGCUUCACCACAACAUCACCUUCUUCGUGUACGUGUCCAACUUCAGCUGGCCAAUCAAGAUCCAGAUUGCUUUCUCUCAGCACAACAGCAUCAUGGACCUGGUGCAGUUCUUCGUCACCUUCUUCAGCUGUUUCCUGUCGUUGUUACUGGUUGCUGCUGUGGUUUGGAAGAUCAAACAGACCUGCUGGGCCUCACGGCGUAGAGAGCAGCUGAUGAGAGAGCGACAGCAGAUGGCCAGUCGUCCCUUCGCUUCGGUUGCCGUGGUACUGGAAGUGGGCGGCGACCAAGAAGAGCUGCUACAGGCAGUGCCAAAGCCCAUAGCCAUGGAGCCAUGCUGGGGGAGCAGAGCAGGUGUUCUCACAGUCCUGCUUUACCUGCCUCGAGUCCCGUCGGGAAUACCUCCACCUGGACAGUCUGGUAUUGCGAUAGCCAGUGCUCUGGUGGACACAACACAGCAGCGAGUGGUGGACUUCAAAGACAGAUCCCUGGGUCUGAAACACCGCAAACACAUCGUACACCAUCAAGGAACCUGUGUAUGAACAUUUCCAUCGCCCUCCUCUAAGGGAUUUAACUGGAGAUGCUCUCCAGCUGUUAAAACUGGGUUUGGACGAACCUUCGGUGGGAUGAGUGCCUGCUUUUCAGAGAGUUAAUGAUACUCUGCCCUCAGAGCAGCUAGAAGACUUCUUCAUUUUCCUCUGUGUCAGUGUAAUGAGCCAAGUAAAAAAAAAAAACCUUUGCAGACUGACUACAAGAAUGUCUUCCUCCAACUCAGCUCUGGUUAGAAAUGGAAGAAGCUGGCAGAUUUUCUAGGUUGUUUCCAUGUGCCACGCUGAGAUGGAGAGUCCUGAUUUACAAGCUGACUUGAACGCAUCGCUGGAAGAAAAACAAACCAGAGGUGGUCUGUUACUCAGACUUUUAGUCUACUGUUUUUGCUAAUGAAGAUGUUUGGAUGUACACGUUGACAUGUUUCCUUUUUUAGAAUAAGUUCCUUGUUUUAUGGCACCGACAUUUAAAGUUGUAGAUUUUGAUAACUGCUCAGGUCCGUCUAUAUGCACUAUAAGUAAAAUGCUUUACACUAGGACCGUCCACGGGAUUAAUAUUAUGCAACUUUAAUUUUUAUUCUGGGCAACGACAUAACCUGAAGGUUGGUAUUAUCAAACAAACUACUGACGGCAUUAACAUCCCUUUUUGUGUAACACUGUACAGCUACAGUAUACGUUUCUCAUACAUUUGUGACAUGGACGAUUAAUUAUGCAAAGUCAACAAUUCUGCAAGUUUUCCAAAUGCACUACUCUUGUCAUUGAGUGUGUGCAGUUUCCCUUUUGUUGCUCAUUUCCUCAGUGUCUCCGUUCAUAUCUGAAAAUAUUUUAUGCAAAUCAGAUUUGUUUGAUGUCAAACUUUGUCUUUACUGUUGUAAUGUCUCUGUUUGAGUGCACAUAUAUUGUCUUUAUGUAAUUUUGCACCAGUUUGUUGCUGAGAGUUGGAUUAAAAAAGGGCAGCUCACAAAGUUUUUGUCCAUCUGAGCAUAAAAUCUGUACAAUUAAAACGUUUUGAUGCCUCCUUA